Molecule: messenger RNA, 4438 nt
Organism: Anarrhichthys ocellatus (wolf-eel)
Lineage: Eukaryota; Metazoa; Chordata; Actinopteri; Perciformes; Anarhichadidae
Gene: slc38a12
Product: transmembrane protein 104
Exons: 10
Coding region: 149-1639 (496 amino acids)
Source: RefSeq, a predicted model, not a curated record
CGGAAGUGUUAUUUUAUGUUAGCAUCAGGUUGACGUGUUUCUUCCUGCGGGUGCAGAUCAGCUGCUUCUCUUAGCUUCUGGCUAGCUUAGCAGCUAAACUAGCAAGACACACUGGAAAGAAGUGAGGUGAGGACCAGUGUCGUAUACCAUGGCAGGUGGGAUCACAGAGAGCGGGGAGCCCUACUCCCCUUUUGUGGGUCUGGUGUACAUGUUCAACCUGAUCGUGGGAACAGGAGCUCUGACGAUGCCCAAAGCCUUCGCUGCGGCCGGUUGGGUGGUCAGCAUCGCGCUCAUCUCCUUCUUAGGCUUCAUGAGCUACAUGACGACCACGUUUGUGAUCGAGGCGAUGGCGGCGGCGAACGCUCAGCUGCGCUGGAAGAGGAGGAAGCAGGAAGAGGUCGACGACAGCGACUCCACCUCCGAGUAUUCAGACGAUGACAUCGUGGUCCGAGGCCGGUCGGAGCCGGAGACGAAGCCCAUCUUGUCUGGUCGUGAGAACCAGCGGUCGGGAGGUCACUUGGACCACUUCGACAUCGUGGAGCGGGUGGAGAUGGGUCAGAUGGCCUCCAUGUUCUUCAACAAAGUUGGCGUCAACAUGUUCUACAUCUGCAUCAUAGUCUACCUGUACGGAGACAUGGCCAUCUACGCUGCAGCUGUGCCCAUAUCGCUGAUGGAAGUCGCCUGUGGAAACCACUCCUGCAGCGCUGGAAGUGUGAAGUACAACGACACGGAUCCGUGCUGGGGCUCCGUGACCAGGAAAGACGCGUACCGGGUGUUUCUGUGCGUCUUCACGCUUCUUUUGGGUCCUUUCACCUUCUUCAACGCCCAGAAGACCAAAUACCUCCAGAUUCUCACCUCACUCAUGCGCUGGAUCGCGUUCACCAUGAUGAUCGUCUUGGCUCUCAUCCGCAUCAGUAAAGGCGCCGGCGAGGGCCGCCCGCCGGUCGCCUCCCUCUCCGGGGUGCCCAACCUGUUCGGCGUGUGCGUCUACUCCUUCAUGUGUCAGCACUCCCUGCCCUCCCUGGUGACACCCAUCUCCGACAAGAAGCGUGUGGGCACGCUGGUGGUGGUGGACUACGUCCUGAUCCUGGGCUUCUACGUCCUCCUGUCCUUCACCGCCAUCUUCUGCUUCGACAGCUCGCUGCUGCACGACAUGUACACGCUCAACUUCACCGACAACUGCAACGUGUUGGAUAUCCGCUUCCUGCGCUACUUCCUGGGCCUCUUCCCGGUGUUCACCAUCAGCACCAACUUCCCCAUCAUCGCCGUCACGCUUCGCAACAACUGGAAGACCCUGUUCCACCGGGACGGCGGCACCUACCCGUGGGUUGUGGACCGCGUCGUGUUCCCCCUCAUCACCCUGGUGCCGCCCAUCGUGGUGGCCUUCUGCACCCACAACUUGGAGUCCCUGGUGGGCAUCACUGGGUCCUACGCCGGCACGGGGAUCCAGUACAUUGUGCCGGCCUGCCUGGUGUUUUGCGCUCGACGCAACAUGGAGCCCGUGGUGGGCCGGGACGCCGUCAACAAGCACCGGUCUCCCUUCCGCCACGCCUUCUGGGUGUGGUUCGUUUUAUUGUGGGCCGUCUCCUGCCUCAUGUUCGUCACAGCCAACAUCAUCCUGAAUGACGUCAAGAAAUGAGAAAUAAAAAUAUAUAUGUUUGGCCAGUAUCUUUCCUCCUGUACACGAGGCCUUACUCGCUGCUGGUUGGACAGUGUGCCUUUUUAUGGGACUUCUGUUGCAUAUAUUACAUGUAAUUAAGAGUAAUUUAUCGAAUUUGUGAGAAAGGGACCAAGUGUUUUUGUUCCAUCCACACAAACAAGAAGGAACAGUGCAGGACUGCCAACAGUGAGAGGAGAUCAAAAAGGGUCAUUUAUUAAAAGGACGUUUUUCUCAACAAACACUUGAGGAUUUGCACAAAAGUUACUUUUUAGAAAUGUAUAUCUUGAAAGAGUUCAGUGGUCAUCAAACAAACUCGUGCAAAGUGGAUUUUUAAAUUUUUUUGGAAUUUAUCGUCUCCGAUCUCGGACGUCAGAACAUCUGGACCCUUCAGGGCCGAAUGUUCCACUAAAGAUAUAUUAAAUCAACAGAGCGGAGUAUAGUGGCAAGAAAAAAAGAGCCCUCACGUGCGGAGUCGUGUUCUGUUGCUAAACUGCUCGGUAUUGAUAAUGAAAUCAAGAAUAACAGAAGAAGACAAAGGGAAGAAAAUCGGGGAUGAUCCUCGUACUGUGUCCAUCUCACGGCCUGACGGGAUGAUACUGAUCUACUUCUGGAGCUUGUUGGGGGAAGAAGUCCCAAAGCGGCCAAAAGUGAAAGGGUAGCGAGCCAAAUGUAGUUCAGGGACGUCGAGUUCACCGACACUUGGCAACGUCCUCUCUGAGUUGUGCCUUUUGUUCAUUGACUUCGUUAUUGCCCUUCACCUUCUAACUGUCUGACGUCAUUAUUAUACUGUGAGGGGCAUACUUCUUAAAGGGCCAGUGUGUAGCAUUUAGAGGGAAUCUAUUAGAACAAAUUGUUAUAUUAAGUGUCUUUUUUUUGUUUAUAAUUACCAGAAAAUAAGAUUAUUCCUGUUUUUAUUACCUUAGAAUACGUUUUUUUAUAUCAACAUGCGGAGCCGGCCGCCAUGUUUCUACAGUAGCCCAGAAGGGUCAAACCAAAUACUGGCUCUAGAUCGGGGCGGUCGCGGCUUUUCGUCUUUUUGCGUCGACCACCGUAGUUUUCCCACAAGUGAGAAGUUUCAGUUGGUUGCGAUCUGAAAACUGUCCACUAGAUGGCGCCAAAUCCCACAAACUAGGCUUUUAAAGGGUUCGUACAAAAACGUAGUUUUUUCUACUUUAAUAUUAAAGGCGAAUGAGAUUUACAAUGGAAGUCAAUGGUCAAAUUAGUUUGAGGCUUGUUGAAUUGUUAAACUAUGUUUUGAAAUUCAGAAGAAGAAUAUCUCAAAACCUGGACGAAUAAAACCAACUCGACGACUUUUUGUUUUUUUGAAAUUUGGGUAAAUAGUUUUUUUGAUGCUAGAGAUGAACGAUGUAUUGAUUCAUACAACGUCCACAGAAAGUAUUCAUUUCUGGCAGAUAAUUGAAAAUGCUUCCAGUCAACAUUUGAAUGAAACGCUAAUCGUAUCUAAUAUCUCUCUGUAUUUUCUUUGUGAUAUUUUAAUUGUCGUCUUACUCUGAAAUUCAUGCCUCGUUUAUUCCCAUUGGAAAUUCCCACUAAAUGAAAAAACUCAUUCUGUUCAAACUAACCUAAUAAGUGGUCGGAGAGACUAUAAAAGCGCUGUACAUGUACAGUCCAUUUACCAUUUCAACUCACUUGUAUUGUGUGUGAAUAUGGAUUUAAAUUGCUAAAUGUGGGAGUUUAAUAAGCACAAUGACAGUCGAGUGUCUCUAUGGAGGAAAUAAUCGAGUCAGUGGAAGAAACUGUGUGAAGCAUUUUCACCUCCAGUUUGUCCAUAACUGUGUUUUGUCCACACUGUGUUCUCUGUUGUUGCUCACACAAUAGAAAUAUGAUGUUAAAACAGAUUUUGGUUUUAAAAUGUGGUGAGAAAUGUCUUUACCUUUUGUUCCAAAGGCUUUAUGGUUAAAUUACAGCAUUUAUCAGCCUUUGAUGGCUGACUGUGGACGUUUUUUGUAUAUUAAUCCUCUGAAAACAUCAACAAGUUAUUAUUUUACACAUUUUCUCAUUUACUUCAAUUCAUCGAACUAGCAGAGAUUAAACAUUGAACUUCUUAAAAGUUCCCGGACUCAAAAGAGAAAUAAAAACCAUCUCUUGUCUCUGGUGUGGGCCCAGCUCCAAGAACACUACAUAUCCCACAAUGCAGUCUUCUUUUCCUUACGUCAAAUAUUAGAAAACCUUUUCCCGUCCCUUAAGAACUGAUGCCGUCAGCACAAAGCGUAGCAUCGUUGUAGCUCGACGGCUUUGAGAUGAUUUAUUUCAAAGCGCUGCAGAGCUUCUGUCGUCUGAGUGGAAUCACAGAGAUCCAUAAAACAUGAUUAUUAAUCCUCAUUUUUAUGUUUACCUUCUCACUUCUGUGCCGGUUGGUUUCUGAUGUUUCACGUCUUUUUUUGUCCUCAUCACCGUUAAUAUGAGAAGUAAAAACACUUAAAGCUUAAAGAUCAUUAUGGUUCAGUCUGGAGAUGAAGACUGUGAAUGAAUUAUUAGAUAUUGAUGAUGUGAAAUCUGCUUCUGAGGACUCUUGUUUGGAAUCGUGAAUUGUGCCUUUUUUUUCAGACGAACAUCUGCAUGUAAAACAUUUCAACUGACGAUCAGCAUGUCCCCAAAAUACUCUUUUCUCUCCUCGUCUCUUUUCUUUUUUAAGUUGCUGUAUUUUUUAAUUUGUCCUUUUUUGUUUACACUAAUCCAUCAUGUCAAUGGAUGUUUACCGUUUUAAUGGAUGUUUGAUUUCUAUGAUUCACAAAGAAAAUAAAAGCUUUAUGUUCA